AUUGUCUAAAAAGAAAAUAUUGAAUUAAAGUAAAUAGAAGUUCUAUAUAUUUUCAAAAUUUUCAAAAUGUUAAUUUAAAGCACUGCCGAAGAUUGAAUUGGGAUAUACAUAGGUAAUUCCCAAAGUAGCGGAUAUUGCUAUGUCAAUUUUCGAUUUUACGUAAACCGGUAGAGUUUUCUAACUCAAAAAUGUCAAUUUACCUGAUUGUUCCGUUUUGUGGGGUGACAGCAGUUGCAUUUUUUUUUAUCGGAGCCGUUGCCCAGCAGCACAUAUCGUACAAGCGGGUUAAGAGCGUUACCCAUCAGGAUCCGUAUGUUUAUCGAAGCCGUCACAAGUUGUACAGUGCGCUGAGAUUCCUGGGGGUGGAAGCUGAGCCCCCUCAGGCAACUCCGAUAGCUCCGGGAAAGAGAUUAUCAAGGAAGCUUGUCACUGCCGCAGAUGAGGAAGGAUGUAGUGUUGUUGAUAAAGCCAUGUUCUGGGGACGUUCUCGGAUUCGAAAGGUACGAGACUCGACCGAACCCGAAAAUCGAGAUGAAAUCGAAAACGUGAACGAAAUCAUGAAGUACGGAUUUCCCGGAAUGGACGACAUCCAUAUCUAUAAGAACUUUGUCGUUUCUUACGAUCGCCGCAACCGAAUCGCCCACUGGGUUUGCGAGCGUCUGGGCGUGGAGUGCCUAUCGGAGAGGGAUCCCAAGACCCUUGUUAAGCCCAAUGAGUACAUAACGGAUUACACCAUACCGGCCAUGUUUUCCCCCACGAUGAGGGACUUUCGAAACAGUGACUGGGUUGGAGGCCACAUGGCUUCGCCGCAAAACUACAAGUGCGACUAUGUAAGGUUCCACGAAACCUACAAGUUCCCCAACAUUGUGCCCAUCCAUCGGGGUCUUAAGACCAACAUUUGGCAGAAACUGGAGCAUUAUGUGAGGCUACUGACCCUGCGGUCGGAUGCCGUCUAUGUGUACACCGGACCCAUGUUUAUGCCCCAGCGGAUAACCUUCCGGAAUUGGGCCAUUCGACAUCAUGUCAUGGGCAUGAACACGGUCGCCGUGCCCACGCACUUCUUCAAGGUAAUCAUUAGCGAGCAGAAGGGGAACUUUGAUCUGCCCUUCAUGGAGGGAUAUGUGGUGCCCAAUGCUGACAUCGACAAGAACAUGGAUCUUCGAGCCUUUCUCUCGGAGAUUCGGGACAUCGAGCACUUUGCUGGACUCAAGUUCUACGACGGCAGGGUGCGCAAUGAACUGGGAAUGAGUAUUGUAGACAAUCCCAACAUGGACUAUGAACUGAAUAUUGAAUAAAUUCUGAAUUUCUGGAUAAA
This is a messenger RNA of Drosophila bipectinata, 1315 nucleotides long. It is a transcript of the gene Tengl4, whose product is annotated as Testis EndoG-Like 4. Gene Ontology annotation, cellular component: mitochondrial inner membrane; nucleus. Gene Ontology annotation, biological process: apoptotic DNA fragmentation. Gene Ontology annotation, molecular function: single-stranded DNA endonuclease activity; nucleic acid binding; RNA endonuclease activity. NCBI's taxonomy places the organism in Eukaryota, Metazoa, Arthropoda, Insecta, Diptera, Drosophilidae. The record is from RefSeq and is a predicted model, not a curated record.